Molecule: messenger RNA, 1410 nt
Organism: Cordyceps militaris CM01
Lineage: Eukaryota; Fungi; Ascomycota; Sordariomycetes; Hypocreales; Cordycipitaceae
Product: 2-dehydropantoate 2-reductase
Exons: 2
Coding region: 1-1410 (469 amino acids)
Cellular component (GO): mitochondrion; cytoplasm
Molecular function (GO): NADP binding; 2-dehydropantoate 2-reductase activity
Source: RefSeq, a predicted model, not a curated record
AUGAUGCUGACCAUUACAAACGCCUGCCAUUCGCCGCCUCCGAAAAUCUCCUUUGUCGCCAUCACGAAACUCAUCGCCACGUCUAGCCGCGAAACGCCCCAAUGCGCCGUGUCCGGGGCCGCGCGGUGCUACGGCACCGUAGCCGGCGCCGGCACGGACAAGCAAAAAUCUCGCGGCGGUCCCGAGCUACCAUACCGACCGAAGCAGCACAGCGUGGCAACCUCUGGCAUUGUCGAGCCGACGAUAUUACAAAGAGGCCAUGGGCAGUCGCUCUACGUGCCAUCUGUCCGAUUGUCGCCCGAGGCGUCGAAAUCCCCCUCUGUUCAUAAAAUUCACAUCCUCGGCGAGGACGCGCGAUCAAAGUUUAUCGCACAUGCCCUCUCCGGCGUCUACGACUCGGUCGAGCGACUGGCGUGGACGCGCCCCUCAAAUAAAUACCGAUAUCUUCAGCGAUUCGACAAGCAUGGAACCGCCACCUUUGAGCCGCUCAAUGUCGGGCGGCAAGUCCUCGCCACCAAGAGCGACACGCACAUUGACGAGCUGGUCGUGUCCAGUAAUACGGCGCAGGGUGCAAUGGAGGCCCUCGAGGCAGUCAAGCAUCGGGUAGAUCAUGACACAACAGUCUGUCUCAUGACGGACGGUCUAGGCGUACUGGAAGACGUACGGCAAAAGAUCUUUUCUGUGCCCGAAAAGGAACCCACGUUCUUGCUCGGGAAUAUGAGUCACAAAUUCGCCUUCAACAGAAACUUUGACUCGGUCCGGCAAUUACGCCACGGGAUAUGGAACAUCACAUCGGUACAGCGGAGCGCCGUCAUGUCGACAGAGCAGCCCAAGGUUGAGACGCAGACCAACUUUGUCCGGUCCCUGCAAGCAGCCAAGCUCCUCAACACAGAAUACACGCCAUUCGACAGCUGGUUCCGGUACAAGCUGCCAGGCGUCAUCUUUGACUCGGCAGUCGAGCCGGUGUGCCUGCUUCUCGAGCUGCCCUACUCGGGCCUUCUGCAAAACGCCAACGCGAGGAAGCUCAUCAGCAGCUUGCUCGAGGAAAUCAUCUCCGUCCUGCGACUCAUGCCCGAGAUUGGGCGCGCCGAGACGUACCACGAGAUUCUAGACAUCGACCGCGCGCAAAAGGCGCUGUACAAGCGGAUCCUGCGCCACAAGAGUCGCGAGAGCAGCUUGGUGCAAGAUAUCCGCCGCGGCCACCCAGUCAACGUGGACUACCUGAAUGGGUACUUUUUGCGCCGCGCCCACUCGCUCGGCGUCAGGGCGCCGACGAACAAGAUGAUGUGGGAUCUGGUCAAGGCCAAGAAUACGAUUGCCGCGGAACAGCGCGAAUCGUACGUGCGCAUCGAGGAGACGUCGGUGACGCCAGACAUGGAAGAUGAAUAUAAAGCGUCGUCUAGUUACUAG